Molecule: messenger RNA, 2681 nt
Organism: Podarcis raffonei (Aeolian wall lizard)
Lineage: Eukaryota; Metazoa; Chordata; Lepidosauria; Squamata; Lacertidae
Gene: CIPC
Product: CLOCK interacting pacemaker
Exons: 4
Coding region: 636-1886 (416 amino acids)
Biological process (GO): negative regulation of DNA-templated transcription; negative regulation of circadian rhythm
Cellular component (GO): nucleus
Source: RefSeq, a predicted model, not a curated record
AAGGAAGGAAGGAAGCUAGCUAGCUUGUUUGGCAGUGCUUGUGUUUUUUAGAAACCCAUGCUGGGUCUUCAGAACUAUUUUAUUUUUUGUGCUCCUGGAACAACACAAAACUGUUGGGACCGGAAGCGAAAGCCGGAAGAUGCGUCCGCCUUCCCCGUCAGGAGGGAAGGGGGACUUUUCCUUUGUCUGCCCGUGUCUCAUGCUUGAUCCAGAUUUAGUUCUGCCUGCCUCCUGCUCCCCUUGGCUGGGUGGGAGGGAGGUGUGGCGAGGGUGCGUGGGGAGAAGAUGAUGAAUGGAGCGCUCUCUCUCUUUCCCUUCCUCCAGCUGCGCCUCGUGUGUGUGUGCUGCUCCAUGUGACGCCGUGCUUCUAAGCCGUGUCCAUAUUUAGACAGCAGAGUCUCUGCCUCCCCCCCCCAUGUGCAAGCACGCAUGAGAGGGGGGGCGCCUCUCUCCCCUCCCCUCUCCCACAACUUUCCCAUGGCAGAUCAGACGGCCCUGCCCAUAGACACCUCCCCGCACGUCCAGUUAUGGCGGAAAGGUUAUUUUCUCCCCGGCUUGGCUGGAGAGGGGAGCUGAGCCCUCGCCACAGAUGAUGGAGAGAGGAAGCCUUUGAGGGACCCAGGAGAGUCUCAGCCAUGCCUUUGGACAAGACCUCGCCACUUGUGCACCCUUCUAAGCCUGGGAAGGAGAAGACCGCCCUGCCCGGGUCCCUGAAGGCAGGCUCUGAGGGCCACACGGAGGAGUCCAAACCCACGAUGACGAGAGGCUCUGGCAGGAGGCCUCGCCCCCCUGCCAGCGAAGGGGAGAAGGACUCUGGAUUUUCAGACGAGAGCUCGGAGCACCUGAGCGGCGUGGAGCAGACGGACGCAGAGGACCAGCCUGCCUACCCACAGCGCCAGGGGGGCGCGUUGCAGCAGGCGGCGCAGAAAGGGCACGGGGGGCUUGCGGGCGGCGCCUUCCCCGGCCUCACCCCCGUUUACAUUGUCAAAAACGUUAUCCUCAAACAGCCCCAAGCAGCGUCCCCUGCCACCCAGCUCUUAGCCUGGAAUGGCCAGCACCCUCUCAGCAGCACCCAGGGCUCUCCCACCCAUGUUCUCUUGAUCCAGCCGCCGUCGGGACCCUUGAAGCCGUUGCUUCCCAGCCAGAAGACUCCCACCAAGGACGCUGCCUACGUCCCCUUCCUCAGCACCUACCCCAAAAUCGCUCCUCACCCGGGCUGUGACCCGCAGGCCAAGGGCAUGGGAGGGUCCACCCAGGCAGGAGGCACCAGCAAGAACAAACGCUUCUGCCUGGAGGAGGCCUGGGUGUCGUCUUCUGAAGCUGCCGCCCCGAAAGGCAGCAGGGAGAAGCAGCGCAAGGAAGCGCCCGCCGCUUCCUCCGGCCAGCUCCUCGGCCCAGAGGUGCUUUCCCAGAACACGGUGUCCUCCUCCACGGGACUGGACUCGGCUGAGGGCAGGAUGAUCUCCCGAGCCUCCAAAAAGCUGGGCUGCAGCAGCUCGGGCAAGCAGCGCCGCUUCCACAACACCGUGGAGGUCCUGCGGAAGUCAGGCCUGCUGGGCAUCACGUUGAGGACCAAGGAGCUGAUCCGGCAGAACAACAGCACCCAGUGGGAGCUGGCCGAGCUGCGAGGGCACGCCCAGCUCCUGUGCGAGGCCGUCCAGAGCAAUGACUUCCGCGCCUGGGCCCGCCUCCAGGAGGCCAUGGACCGCUCUGCCAGCUACUGGGCCAAAAAGGGGGCCAGAUCCUCUUACGCACACGCGUGGCAGCAGAGGCCGGCGGCCAAGCCCACAGGACCCACCACAGAGACCGCCGGGGAGCCCCUGUCCAGCUCGCCCAUGAGCCUGUCGCCCACGCCGGACACUUCAGAGCAUGUGGCGCUGCCUUAGCUCCUCUGCCAUCAUGCCCUGGGCUUGAAGGGUGUUGCUCCGGAAGAAAACCUCUUCGCAAGAAUUUGUGUCUUGGCCACCAAGCCCUCAGCAACCCCAGCCUCUUGCCAUUGGUGAGGCUGAAGAGGCCAGUGUGGAAGGCCGGAUUCGGCCCCUCCUGACUGGACUGCUGACCUUUCAGUGGGUUUGUUGGCUGUUGAAGCCUGCUGUGUGCUUGUGGAGGGUUCCUGAGAUAAUCUUUGGGCUCCGAUAAAAUAAUCUCAGCAUGGGGAAUUGGGUUGGGCUGGGCUCUGCUGGCCUAGUUUAGGAUUGAAAUAGCAGAGGAAUUGUGUUCCCAGAGGCCGACAGGGCGAGGCCUUGGGCAGCCGGCACAGAAAGGUGCCGCUGCUUUUGUAUCGAUUCAUCCCAUUUGCUCUCAGCUGGGAUUUCGGAGCAGCAAAUGUUUUAAUAUUUGAAACAGCCAGCCCUGAGAGGAAGAUGGAGAGAGCAAUGUGGCCAAGGCCCGUCUAAGGAAGUGUAUUUUAACUCAUGCCUCUCUGGUAAGGAGCGCUCUCUCCUGCCCACUAAGUUGCUCCUUUGCUACAAAAGGAGUCUGUUUCCGUCUUGACAGAAUAGCCUCCGCUCACCCAUUUUCUGGUUUUGGGGGAAGCGAUUCAAUGAUACUCAGACUGAAGGGUCUAGCGAGCGACAUUCUGCCCCGUUAGGAGUUCUGCCUCACUAAAAGCUUGUUUUGCUCCGCUGCCAACAGAAGAUGGUCCAAUAAUAAUAAAGAAAUGAUGAUGGUGAUGAUGAUAA